AUGGACUUGAGCGUCAACAACCUGUCAGCCGCAAACUCGUCUUCGGAUUCUAGAGAUCACUCUAAUAGCACUCCAAAAGAGAUCUUGCCCGUCUUUAUCAUCGGUGGCGUUAUUGUGUUUCUGCUACUGGUUUGCUUCCUUUUCGCUAUUACCCGAUGUCCAACCGAAUGUGAUGAUAUUGAGUCAACAAUAAGCGCGUCGUCAGCCGCCUCAUCAGCGUCGCAGAAACCGGCUCUCGAAAGGUUAGACCGAGAAGCUCCAGCAAAGGAUUUCGCCCAGGUCAAGGAAGAGGCGAAGCACCGUAAACCAGGUGAUCAACCUGUCUGGCCAGACUCAUACUACGCGUGUGCCAUUUGUCUAGAUCCCCUAAAGGCCAAGCAAUCCGUCCGCCGGUUGCGUUGCGGUCAUGUGUUCCAUUCGAGCUGCAUCGUUCCGUGGUACCUGCGCAAACAUCACUUUUGCCCCCUUUGCACUUUGCCGUACAUCACCGAGGAGUGUGAGGGGUCAGACCCAACAUAG
Molecule: messenger RNA, 519 nt
Organism: Clonostachys solani
Lineage: Eukaryota; Fungi; Ascomycota; Sordariomycetes; Hypocreales; Bionectriaceae
Source: the annotation of a GenBank genome assembly